Messenger RNA from Polyodon spathula (Mississippi paddlefish), 3379 nucleotides. RefSeq names its product bis(5'-adenosyl)-triphosphatase enpp4-like. The transcript is spliced from 4 exons. The record is from RefSeq and is a predicted model, not a curated record. Bases 86 to 1564 code for a protein of 492 amino acids. NCBI's taxonomy places the organism in Eukaryota, Metazoa, Chordata, Actinopteri, Acipenseriformes, Polyodontidae.
GUCACGGAACUGUUUCUUUCAGGAAGUUAUUGCUAGAAGUUCUUAAUUGCAAUACUAGGUAAACAUACUGGAAAGUAAUUAGUUUAUGACGGCGUCGCAGAAGGGAAAGUACUGCAGCAGAAGAGGAACAAUCGGCAAGAAAAAGAAGCUCAAAUUCUCCACAAUGUUAGCUUGCUGUUUAUUUGUACUUCUUGUUUUUUCUGGAUUCUCUACGUGUCAUGGGCAUGGCAUUGAGAACGACACUGUGUUGGGGAACAGCACUGUCACCCCGUUACUAAUUGUCUCUUUUGACGGCUUCAAGGCAGACUACUUAAAGAAGUACAGCUUUCCAAAUCUUGAGAAGUUCUUUUCUGAUGGCGUCCUUGUGGACCAUGUGGAAAAUGUCUUUAUUACCAAAACUUUCCCCAACCAUUACAGCAUAGUUACUGGCCGUUAUGCUGAAAGUCAUGGCAUUCUCUCAAGCAGUAUGUAUGAUCCGGACGCAAAUGAGACAUUUUCUUUAAGCCAUGAUUCAGACUCGUUUUGGUGGGAGCAGGCCACACCACUCUGGGUAUCCAUUCAGCAGAAAGGUUACAAGAGUGCUGCAGCCAUGUGGCCCGGGACAGACAUUAAGAUUCACAAUCUGACAGCUUCAUAUUAUUUAAAGUAUCAGCAUAAUGUGUCAUUUCAAGAGAGAGUUGGCAACCUUACAAAAUGGCUUAGCCAAGAUUUAGUGAAGUUUGCAGCACUGUACUGGGAGGAUCCAGACUACUCCGGCCACUUAUAUGGACCAGAUAAUAUAACGGAAAUGACAAAGGCACUGAAAGAAGUGGAUGAUCAUAUUGGCUACCUGAUUGACAAACUCAAACAGACGGAGCUAUGGAGCAACAUUAAUGUCAUCAUUACAAGUGAUCAUGGAAUGGUCCAGUGUUCCUCAGACAGGCUGAUACGGCUUGAUGACUGCAUUGGUCCGAAAAAUUACACCUUGGUGGAUUUGACUCCUGUUUCUGCAAUUUUACCGCUGACCAAUGUAACUUACGUCUAUAAUCUGCUGAAGAAGUGUAACCCUCAUAUGAAAGCGUACAUGAAAGAGGACAUUCCAGAUAGGCUGCAUUACAAGAACAAUAGGAGGAUCCAGCCCAUUAUCCUUGUUGCUGACGAAGGGUGGACUAUUGUUCAGAAUGGAUCACUUCCUCGGUUUUUAAUUCUCUCUCCAGUGGGCGAUCAUGGCUAUGACAACACUUUACCCAGCAUGCACCCCUUUCUGGCAGCCCAUGGCCCUGCCUUUCGCAAGGGCUACAGACUGAACAGCAUCAACACCGUGGACAUCUACUCACUAAUGUGCCAUCUGCUGAGACUGGAAGAGCAACCCAACAAUGGCACUUUUACCAACACAAAGUGUAUGCUUGCCAGCGAGUGGUGUGUUAAUCUUCCAGAAGUCAUAGGGAUAGUCAUUGGUGUCUUUAUCUUGCUGACCGCUCUAACGUGCCUGAUUGUCAUGAAGAGCAACGCGUCGCCCUCGUCUCGUGCCUUCGCACGCCUUGAGCUGCAGGACGAUGAUGAUGAUGAUCCCUUAAUUGGGUAGAAUGCAUUCAGUUUUACAUCAUUCCAUUGAAUUGCUAUUUAAACCCACCGAUCAGCACAGUACAAUCGCAAAAGCCAGGCACCUACCUGCGUUUGUGUGGUGUAACUUGGAAUUCUGCUCAAAAUGCAGGGUAUUUCAAACGUCCUGGCCCACUGCAUGAUAUAGUGUGUUAUAUGCAACGACUUUUGAAACACCUGGUAUAUAUUGGGUUAUGUGAAGGGUAGUUUAAUUUAUAUUCAUAAAUAAAACUAAUACCCUGUAGGACACCAUGUGGACAGAUGUAUCAAUUUGGAGUGAUCUUUUAAUCCAUGAAUCUAGUUAAAAAAAAAUAUAUAAAUAUAUUUUUAACACAUACUGAUUUAAUUCCAGUCAAGCAAAGAUAAUUCAGUCAAAUUUGUGAAUUUUUAAACUGCCUCUGUCAAUUGAUAUAAUCUAGGGAAUCAGAUCUUCAAAAUGAAAAUGUCUUUAUUUCUGAGGUGUUUUAGAGCUUUCAGUGCUGUAGUUGAAAUGUAUUUGUGCCCACCAGUAACCAAACAUACAUUUCAAUGUUUGCACUGCAAACAGUUUAACUUAAGUCUUACACACUUUCUUUGUGUUCAUAAUUUUACCAAUUAUGUCACAAGCCAAUGCAUUUAAAUAUCCUAGAAGAUUGUGCCAUAAGUUUAACCUAUAGUGCAUAACUAAAAUGUUCCUAGUAAAAUUGCCUGCAUUUCAGGCUUACUUUUAAAUCUGUUGCACCUUUGUCUGGAUACAUUUGUUGGUACAGUAAUUUCCGCCUUCGUGACCAGCACACUAUUUAUACCAUUGCCUAUCUGGUUGCAUUUAUGCAUGCUUGUGUGAAGUCAGGCCAGUUUUUAAGUUCUACUGUAGUGUAAAGUUAAACAUGGUUGUUUGUGGGACACUGAAGCUUUAAUCAGCAUUUGUUAGACCUAGUAAAACAAUAUUGUUAAAUGUUGGCAGAUAUUUACCCCACUGUCUGCCACCAGUUCACAACUGAUUUCAUUGCAUUGGGAGUUUUUUGUUGCAUGACUCUUGCUUGAAAACUUGGCAGAGGUAACGUAGGCUAUACAGUCUGAAAGUGACUUAUUAGGGCUGUUCCUCUCAUUGGUGUUGUAGAAUAGGAAAUGUGAAAUUGUGCAAACUUCAUAAGCAAUAAUUAUUUUGGAAAAUAUGUUUUAGAUAUAUAUUUUGGAUAGUUUUCCAAGAUGCAAUAGUUAGUGAUAACAAUAGGCCAGUUUCUCAAAAAAAAAAACCUAAAAAAAACAAAAAAUGUAUGAUGUGUGUCAGGGAAAAUUUAAAGAUUUAAAAUAAGUUAUUAAAAAAAAAAGUAAGUAUAAUAGAACUUGGAAAAUAACUGUUACUGCACUGACUUCUGCAGGGAAAACCUACAUUUCAGUUUAUUUUUGUAUUUAUUUUUGUAACUACAGCAUAAAUUGAGGCAACCAGUGUACCGUACUUGUGCUGGAUACUGGUUGCUUGUAUUUAGUGUGUUUCUAUUAAAUUAUCUGUGCUUUGUUGCAGUAGAUAUGAUAAUUAGGAUGGUCAACCUGUGGGAAAUAUGUCCUACCAUAGCAACAGCCUCAUCCCACAAAAAAUGCUGUUUUCAUUGCUACCAUCCAGAUAAAUGUUUUUAUUUCCAAGGUACAGAACAUCAUUUGUCAAUUUUUGUUCUUGAACGCCACAGCUUUAUGUGGAAUUUGGAUACGAAAGGCCUUCUGCCAUGUGGUUUAUUAUUUGCCAAAUGAGAAUAUAUCAAAAUAUGAACUUGUAUACCUUUGUGUGCAUGUACAGUUUAUAGUAAAGACAUUUUGAAAA